AUGCAGCCUACGAGCUCAAUGAAGGAAGAAUUCCUAAAGAAAUGGCAAAUGGGUAUUCAGAUAUGCGGUCCUUCGAUAGACAACACGAGCGUCUCCGAGAGAAAGAAAGUCAUAAAGCUCUCCGCAGAUGUUGCAAUGGCGUCUCUAAGAAAAGGAACAACUUGUUGGAGUCGAGCCCUUAUCCAAAAAACCGCCACCGAGGACAACUCCCUCGUACGUCAGAUGCUAUCAGGCAUUAAAGCGGAAACGCUAAUCAACAAGACGUUGCCUAAAAAGACUUUGUGUCAUAGAAAGAUCGUGAGGCGAAGCAAGAAGAUCUUGAUGAGGAGGAAUGCGAGAUCAGCGAGCGAGGAGGCUGCCGCAAAAGCUAAGAAGCUCGUUAAGAGAAAGACGCAAGGGUUAAGAAGCGUUGUCCCGGGUGGAGAAUUUAUGAACAAUGACGUCUUGUUGAUACAAGAAACUUUAGAUUACAUUGUGUCGCUUCAGACGCAAGUGAAUGUUAUGAGGAGUAUUGUUGAUGCUACCGAGGCCGGAAUUGAGCGGUAA
Microthlaspi erraticum is the source of this 546-nucleotide messenger RNA. NCBI's taxonomy places the organism in Eukaryota, Viridiplantae, Streptophyta, Magnoliopsida, Brassicales, Brassicaceae. The record is from the annotation of a GenBank genome assembly.